UUUGCUCUAACUAACCUCAAACAACAUUAUUAUUGGACUAAUGACAGAUAAUGGCAAUAAUUAUCACUAACUCUUAGUUAUUUUUAGUGCAUAAAAUAUGACAAGUUGUGAAAUUAAUAAAAUAUUUAAAGGAAAAAUAGCAGCCGUACAAAAUUAUGGUGCUUUUGUAGAAAUACCAGGAUUUAAACAACAAGGUUUAAUACACAAAUCCCAAGUAAGCUCAUCAUGGGUUGAUGAUGUAGCUCAAGUUCUUCAAAGAGGAGAACAUGUUUGGUGUAAAAUAAUAUCCAUAGGAGAUGAUGGAAAAAUAGGAUUAUCUAUGAAACUUGUAAACCAAGGUGACGGUACCGAUUUAGAUCCCACAGGAAUUGAACGUAUGAAAGAUGAGCAAAAAAGAAAAACCGUCGGCCCUCCACAAAAAAAAGUAAUUCAACUUCAAGCAGUGUUAAAUCGUACAUGUAGGAAAUGUGGUCUUCAAGGACACUUUGAACAUGACUGCUUUGGAAGUAUUGAUGGCAAAAAGUAUGAAUUAUUACCAGAAAUUCAAGACGAUUUACCUCCAUCUUCAACGUCAGAUCAACAGCCACAGUUGGAAAAUGAUGAUGUCAAAGUAAAAAAAAAUAAAGAAAAAUUAAAGAAAAAAAAAUCAAAGAAAAGUAAACAAAAAUCUGUUGAUAGUUCUGAUGACGAUAGUUCUGAUGAUGAAAAAAAACGUAAAAAGAAGAAGAAAAAACAUUUAAAGUCGAAAAAAAGAAAGAGGAAGCACAGUAAAAGUUCAAGUGAUGAUUCAGAAGAUAAUGUCAGAGAAAAACAUUCAAAGAAAUGUAAACAUUCCCGAUCUAAAUAUUCUGAUUAAAAUUAUAUCAUAAAAGAUUUAUGGAAUUUAUAAUUAAAGAAAAAGCUUCCCACUUUUGUCCAUACUUACUGGUGUUAAAUAUUUAUAUGUUAAAUGCACAUUUUCAGCAAGAACAUCAGCUGCUAAAUCAAAAUAUUGAAAUUUGCAAUAUAGAAGAAGCAAAUUAGAAAAUGUUUCUGGCGGAAAAGGAUUCUGUUGUAAUAAAAAUUGCAAUUUUUCAAAUCCUUCACUUGGUUUUGUGUCCAUAUUAAUUAGCGCUUGAUUGUGUAAUGUAACAGCAUCUAAUUCUUCUUCUGAUCUUGGAGGCAUAUCUGUUAAGGCUUCUUUAGCUGCUUUAUCUGGAAUAUAUGUACAAUAAUAAUGAGCAUUAUUAAUUAACUAGUAAUACUCAUGAAUAAUUUAUUACUUUAUAGCUUGUAUUUUUCUGAAAAUAAAACAUUUAAAAAAAAUA
Messenger RNA from Chelonus insularis, 1307 nucleotides. RefSeq names its product nucleolar protein of 40 kDa-like. The transcript is spliced from 2 exons. Bases 98 to 856 code for a protein of 252 amino acids. Gene Ontology annotation, molecular function: zinc ion binding; RNA binding. The record is from RefSeq and is a predicted model, not a curated record. NCBI's taxonomy places the organism in Eukaryota, Metazoa, Arthropoda, Insecta, Hymenoptera, Braconidae. Gene Ontology annotation, biological process: RNA stabilization.